Molecule: messenger RNA, 2748 nt
Organism: Salvelinus namaycush (lake trout)
Lineage: Eukaryota; Metazoa; Chordata; Actinopteri; Salmoniformes; Salmonidae
Product: PDZ domain-containing protein 7-like
Exons: 5
Coding region: 2141-2656 (171 amino acids)
Biological process (GO): auditory receptor cell stereocilium organization; sensory perception of sound
Cellular component (GO): cilium; stereocilia ankle link complex; stereocilium tip
Molecular function (GO): protein binding
Source: RefSeq, a predicted model, not a curated record
CUGGCCAUGGCAGAACACUGACAUUCAUGUCUUGCAGGAAAUCACGCACAGAAUGAGCAGUAUGGCUGGUGGCAUUGUCAUGCUGGAGGGUUAAUACAACUUUGAUCUUCUUUUGCAAAAUGAGUAACGAUAUGACUUUAAAAAUGGCCAGAAGCAAGAUGCAUUACAAGAGAAGAAAACCUGGGUGGUUAACAGAAGUGUUUGAACUUCCUGAUCCAAAGACAAUGAAAGCAGGACAAUACUCCCUUAAAACAAUAUUGGCAUACAGUGCCUUCGGAAAGUUUUCAGACCCCUUGACUUUUUACACAUUUUGUUACGUUACAGCCAUAUUGUAACAUUUAUUAAAUUAAACAAUGUCCUUAGCAAUCUGCGUUCAAAAGUGCUACCCACGCUGCAAGGAAAUAGGCCUGGACCUCGACAUUGCAUCCAAACCUGCAAAAAACAAAACUUACAUUUCAGUUACUGGUAAUGGUGUAAAUAUUUACUAAUAGGAUGUAAAAAGGCUAAAGGAUAUGCGUCUUCUCUCUCUGAUAGCCUAGAAUACAUUUUUGAUCUUAAAGUGGAACUGACAGCGUUUUAGCAAUAUGUAAUCUUAGAUCUGUUCAUAUACAUCCCAGGAAGAUUAUAUAUAUUUUUAUUUACCGUUUUCAGACACGUGAUCACUUUUAGAUAUGGUCGUUUUUAUAAAUUCAUUGAAUGUUUGAGAAUGAAGUAUAGUAAGGCAUUUGUGAAAAUUCUAUAAGAAUAUAGUCAGAGGUGUCCACAUACUUUUGGGAUUUGUGUUAACGGUUAAAUCUUUAAAUAGUGGAUUUUGCAGAUUCCCUUGGCCUCCUGUUGGUUCACUUUUGUUCUUGCUGUGAAGACUGAUUUAUUUCUAGACGUAUUUUUUCUUCCCCAUUAAACGACAUGUUCAUUGACUAGCCUAACUUUUCUACCUUUCAAAGCCUCUGUAGAUGAACCUCCUGAUCUUUUUUGAUGUGAAAAAUCCUAUGGAUAAUCUUUUUCUUUUUGCAAGUUUGUUUUUCAGCCAUUUUUGGAGUGACUUAUCAGUGGGCUAUUUCUAUUUCAUAAAAAAAAAAAAUUGAGGAGAGAUUAAGAAAGACACUGCAUCAAGACUUGCUUUGCAGUUACCCAUACUUUUCUAUUCUAAGGUCAACUAUGAAGUGAAAGUAUUUUUAUUUUUAAGGACACUUUCAUUGACAUUCUCAGGUGUUCCUCUGACACCUGUGGCAUUACAAGGUAUGCAAGUAAAUGUGUGACUGAGAUGCACAUUGCAGCUUUUUCUACUGCUUGCCAUUCAAACUUUAAAACUUGCAAACCGGUCUAUCCGGGAUCCUUGAGACAUCGCUACCGCAUUGUUUUGAAACACCAUGGAAACACUAAGAAUGUACAGCAACUUUUUUUUAAUGUCUACUUGGCAUUUUCUUUGUUGGACUUUUUGUCACCUUUUUUAGACAAAUGAAUGGAUUGUCUUUGUUUAUAUUUUAAUGAAUAAAUAUCUACUUUUUUUUUGUCAUUUAGACACUUAUCCAAGUGCUUACAGGUUCGUGGAUGUUUUUGUGAUAUACAUUUUUCUGAGCAGAUGUUAGUUUCAGCCAUUUUUGGAGGCUGAUUUAUUUUAUUUUUUUCCUUUUUUUUCUUGGGAGGAUUAACACACUUUUUUGAAAGUCUUCAUACUUCUCCCAUUUGUGGACUGCCUAAAAGGAGUUUCUUUCUGGCAUACUUUGGAGUGUCUUUGGAACAAAGGGUGCUGCGUCUCUGUGUCAACCGGCUGAGCAUGCGCCCCAAAAGCAGAAUGGUCUUUCCGUCCUUUCUGCCAUGUUUGACAGAACUCUUCAGAAACUACCAUGGUGGUUUCCAGCUUCAGCCAGCCCAGGACUUUAAGAUAGACCGUCUGUCUGGCCUCUCUUAGGUCUCCUGCAACAAACACCACACCUUCCGCUCAUGAUCCCCCUCACCGCUCAAAUGGCUCCUCGCCAAGUCCCCACACACCACCCUACGCCAACGCCAACCGAUCUACUCCCCACGUAGUGAGAAUGGUACGCCCCGGCUCUAUGAUUAGACCUCAUUGCUGUCGGAAGAUACCACUCCAGAGCGGGGGUGGUCGCCUGUGAGGAAUGGACACAGCGGGAGGGGCAAAAUGAACCAAUGGGAGUGCAGUGCUGAGAGGGGAGGUAGGAACACUCAACCCCUCCCCCCGAGCCCCCUCCGCAGGACUGAACCCUCUCGACAGGGAGGGAGAGGGGGGACUGGGACAGACAGGGAAGGGGAAACAAGUGAACAGAUAUUCGCCAGGACAGUUGCAGAAUGGCCACCAUGGAAACAUACCACCUGUACUAGUUCAGGACAUGAGAUCGCCACGUUGACCAUCUUUAAGACGAAACAGUCUCUGGGUAUCAGUAUCUCAGGUGGGAUGGAGAAUGAGAUGAUGUUUCCAGGAGGAGCUGCCUCUACCAGUGACGCUCUGAUGGCGAGGUAUGAGCUGGUUUCAGUGGACGGUGAGUCUCUGCAGCGUGUGACCCAUCCGCAUGCAGUGUUCAGCAACAAGGCCAAUGACCCAGUGGUGUUCGUCAAGAUUUUCAAGGGAACAGCUGACUUGCAUCAGAGGAAUCCACUGUCAGGCUUACACAAGUACUACACACAGUAUUUUUAUUGAACCUUUAUUUAACUAGGCAAGUCAGUUACAAUGACGGCCUACACCGGCCAAACCCGAAUUGUGCGCCGUCCUAUGGGACUCCCAAUCACAAA